This is a messenger RNA of Triticum aestivum (bread wheat), 3971 nucleotides long. RefSeq lists its product as uncharacterized. The transcript has 7 exons. Gene Ontology annotation, biological process: protein phosphorylation. Gene Ontology annotation, molecular function: ATP binding; protein kinase activity. NCBI's taxonomy places the organism in Eukaryota, Viridiplantae, Streptophyta, Magnoliopsida, Poales, Poaceae. Bases 1366 to 3279 code for a protein of 637 amino acids. The record is from RefSeq and is a predicted model, not a curated record.
UUCUACCUCUUUCUCUUUCUUCCCGUGCAAACUCAGUCCUCAUUUCUCUACCUCCUACAGAAACUAGCAAAUCAGGCUGCCGGGGAGGCGGGGAGACAUUGAGCAGCGUGCGAGCGCAGCAAGCCACAGCCAGGGCUUGCCGACCGACGGCAGCCGCGUCGCCCCUUGCUCAGCCAGUCAGCCCGCAACGCUCGCGAGCCGCAGAGGGCGCGAGCAACCCAGCAGGUUCAGAUAACCGCUGUUGCUUCAUGUAGAGGUAGAUCUCAUCAAUUAGCUGGACCUCCGCAUAGCAGUUUCCAGUUCGUGGUGGAUCCGUAAACCACCUGCAUACAGGGCCAAGUCUGAAGUAGGUAUUCACUUCCUUGUUUCCAUUGCUGAUGACUCAGUUGAUAUUGCUUAAAUUUCCUUCCUCCAAGCAGAACCUUUUAUCACAUUUCCGUGUUGUAUUUUGAUACAUGGAGCAGAAAUUGUGCAAGCUCGAUUGGUGUACUGACAGAGGUCAACAAGGAGAGAAGUUAAAUUGGCCAUGAAUCUCUACUGCUUAUUCUACCUGCAAAUAAAUAGAGGCAUAUAAUUUGUUUCAGGUAACUAGUCCGUGUUCAUUUUUCCAUCGGAGAAAGCAAUAGCAUGGACAAUAUAAGUGCGGCGCCAAGGGUUCUCUCAUUCCAGCUGUUAAAUGAAAUCACAAAUGGUUUCUCCAAGGACAUGAAAAUUGGCGCGGGUUCAUAUGGAAAUGUUUAUAAGGGAGAGCAUAAAAAUGGGGAAAUGAUUGCUGUGAAGGUACUUCAUUCCAUUCCAGGACUUGAUAAUGAGCAAUUUGCAAAGGAGUAUCAGAACCUUGCAAGUCUGCAACACGAAAACAUUGUGCAGUUAGUUGGUUAUAGCCAUGAAACUCUGGGAGAAUUCAGACAUCACGAAGGUAGAAUGAUUUUAGUUGAGACGAUAAAGAGAGCGCUUUGCUUCGAGUAUAUGCAAAACGGGAACCUUGAAAGGUUUCUUGCUGAUGAAUCUAAUGGACAUGAUUGGCACACACAUUAUGCCAUAAUCAAGGGGAUUUGUCAGGGUUUGAGAUACCUUCAUGAGGAAUUGGUUCCUCCUAUGUAUCAUCUGGAUUUAAAACCAGCCAAUAUACUGCUAGAUAAAAAGAUGGUGCCCAAAAUCGCAGAUUUUGGUUUGUCAAGGAUCUUUGAAGGAGAACAAACACAAAUUACAAAAGUGCUAUUGGAACACAGUAAGCCUAAUCAUCUAUGUGGAAAAUUAAACCAAAGAGCUACACCGUUGUGCUAUUCUACUCCUGCUCUUAGAAUAUUCAUUGUAUGAACUACAUUGAUUGCUAGAUACACACCCAUUAUAGCAGUGACAUAUAUGAUUUGUCAAUUUGCAUGCAGUGGGUACGUACCGCCUGAAUAUAUCGACGCCGCUAUAAUCUCUAUUAAGUUUGACAUAUACAGUUUGGGCGUGGUAAUCAUAAAGUUAAUGACAGGACCAAUGGGCUACUUUAGAAGUGCUGAAAUGUCGCCUGAACAAUUCAUAGAACUUGUACAUGCGAACUGGAAGAAAAGGCUACAAACAACAUCAAUUUACACAUUGCAGCAACAUUCUGAACAAGUAAAGAGAUGCAUCGAAAUAGCUUUAAGCUGUGUGGACGCCGAUCGACACAAAAGGCCAAGUAUAGGGGCAAUCAUUAAUAUGCUGAAUGAGACGGAAGGGAACAAACCAGGGAGCGUACAGAUGGUGAUCAAGAACAACAAAAUGGCCCCAUUGUUGGAGCAUAAGAAAAAGGUGAUGUUGCAGCUCGCCUGCAGUGACUACACCGGUGACUGGCCGGGUCUCGAUCUGGUGGCCGUCCUAGACAUCAGCUUCGGAAUGUUCAGCCCGAAGAUGGAGAAGGUCCAGACCGCCUUGCGGUUUAUCAUGCGGAAGCUCAGCCCCAUCGACCGCAUCUCCAUCAUCACAUUCUCAGGUUUUGUCAGAGAGUUAUGUUCACUUAGGCAGAUGACUGCAGCCUCGCAGCUGGACCUAGACGAGCUCAUUGAAAGUCUUGGCGACACCCAUGUCCAUGUAUACAGUGAAUCCAACAUUGAGAAUGCCCUCUUAGUCGGGGUCAAGGUCCUCGCCGAGCGCAAAGUCAGCAGCGGCCGCGUCGUAGCCAUCAUGCUCAUGUCCGCAUCCCCGUCGUCCUGGGUGGGCGAAUGCAGCUGGACUAACGUGCCUGUCUACACGUUUGGUUACGGCACAAACGUGAGCCCACGGGUGCUCAAUUCGAUCGCAAUUGCAAGCAUUGGGGGUAUGUUCUCCCACGUCCAGGACACUGACAGUGGCGACCUGACCAUUGCCUUCUCCCAGUGCCUCGCUGGCCUCCUUACCAUCUCAGUUCAGGACCUCGAGCUGAUGGUGGCAGCCGUCGGAGGCGGGUCAGUGAUAGUGAACGUGACCGCCGGGAGCUACAGGCGGAAGCAUGAUGCGUCUGGCCUGGUGACCAUAAGCUUUGGUGACCUCUACAGAAGGGAAGUGCGCAACGUCAUUGUUGAGCUUCACCUCCCAGCAACAGUGAGCGAGCGUGAUGCUGAUAUCCUCAAGGUCUCAUACUCAUACACCAGCAGCUCUUCAGCUGGAAGCCUGCAGUUUGUUGCCCCUCCUGAGACGCUGACCGUGUGGCGCGCCAACAUGGAUGAGUUGCCGUUGCCGAUGGAGCUACAUAUGGAGGAAGUCCGCCUGUUGAUGGCGAGAACCAUGAUGUGGCCCGUUGUGGAGGACGAGUUAAAGUCUCAGAACAUGUUAAAGGCGAUCCAGAGCAUGCUGGAGGACGUGGAGUUGGGCGAUCCACUGCUCAGAAUCGAGAUGCUUGAGCUCAUGGAGCUCUGUAAGACCGAAGAAACCUGCAUGGAGCACUGCCGCGCCUAUGCCUAUGCGUACUCGUCAGAGUCUUCUCACUACCGGCAGCGUUUCACGAUGAGGGGUCGCAACAUGGAGAUGCUGCGUCUCUUUGCAACACCACGCAUGGACAUGUACCUGGAGCAGGCUAAGAAGUUCCACGACGACCCGACGACACCGCUGCCAUCGGCGGACGACGACCUCGAGGAGGAGAUCGGUGCUCAUCCCAUCCAUGUUGCCAGCAGGGAAGAGGAGAUAAAGAGACUGAGCUUGGACGUGGAGGACCCGACGACAAUGGAUGCGGAGGACCCGACGAUACCACUGUCGUCUCAUUCGAGGGAGGCUUCUUCUAGGAGAAACGCCAAUUUUUUUAAUAUGUUCACAAGGCGACCAUUUUUUAGGUGAGUUCUUAUCACAAAUAUGCCACUGGAAACUGGCUAACUGAGUUUGAACAGCAAAUCUGACGAGCUGGAUCGACACGUGCGUAGCUCACAUGCAUGGAUGAGUCGGAAAGGGGACCGCCUGUCAGCAAUCUUUUUGUUUACCUUUCUCCUUCUUCCUCUGUCCUGUUCAAUGAAUCGCCUCGCCCAGGGGAUACCACGAAAGCAUCCACACCGGCGUGCAGAUCCAGCGGACCAUGUCCACCUCAGCAUGGUGUCUGCGUGAGCUAUGCCAUUCAUGUCACCUCUGGCGGGAGAACCCCACAACGCCGUUUUCCCUGUCAAACUGGUGGGCUUUUUAAAAAUAAUUUCAAAAAAGAAAAUAGUGGUGCUUUUAUCAUCAAUGUUGGCAGCAGGGAACAGGAGAGAAGAGAUUGAGCUUGGACAUGGAAGACUAAGUAAGCAGACAUUGACAACUCUCGAGCUUGUAUAUAACCUGCUGUUACCGAAUCUCAAGGUGCUAAACUAAUUAAGCUCUGCUUCAUUAUGUUUCUUCCUCGAGCUAUUGCUAAUCUGCUGUGAUCAUAUACUAGCGCCCUGUUUGGCUUCCGAGAUUUGAAUUUGAUUCAUUCAAAUUUUCCAUUGGGUACUUUUUCUCGGAUCUUCUGCUUGAUUUUUUGGGCCACGAUGAUGAAGUGCUUUUGGUCCAUUUCAGUG